AAAUAUUGAUUUGGGUUAUUAAAACCCCACACUUUUCUCUUUCUUCACACAAGCAAAAACAAAAACUUGAACAGCCCCUCCCUCUAGCGGCGGCGCGUGGUCUUCACAUUCCGCUGUCGUCGACGAAGCUCCUCCUCUUCUUUAUCCAUCUCGCCGACACUUCCAAACCCGUAGGUAGGAGGAAGAAGAAGCCAACAAAAAAAUGCCUCCUUAUGAUUGCAUGCUUCUAUUCAAGCCACAUGUGAAAAAAGAAGCCCUAAUUGGUUUAGUUGCAAGGAUUGGAAAACAUGUAUGUAGAAGAAAUGGGGUUGUCACUGAGGUUAAGAGUUUCGGAACUAUUCAGUUGGGUUAUGGUGUGAAAAAACUUGAUGGCAGAUUUUUUCAGGGCCAACUGAUGCAAGUGAGCAUGAUGGCUACACCAGAAAUCAACAAAGAGCUGCACUACCUAAACAAGGAAGACAAACUACUGCGUUGGCUUCUGGUUAAGCAGCGUGACACAAAGUUUGGGCUUGAGUUCAUGGGAGAUGAAGGUCGAUUAGAGCCAAGCAGAUUCUCUCAAAUAAAUAAACCUGAUGACGACGAUGAGGAGGAUGAAGACGAUGAAGAAUAUGAAGUGAAUGAAGAAGAAAACAUAAUGAACUAAAAGGUGGUUGUAUUUUGUUUGUUUCCAUUAGGAGAAAGAUGAAACCGUCGUGCAUCAUAGGUGCCAAACAUAUGCUUAAUAAUAGUGCCUACAUAGCAAUUAGACAUGAUCAAUGGCUUUGAAGAUUUUGAUUAGUAAACAGCAUGUUGUCUCUUGAUUUUAGAAUAUAAUUUUUUGUAACUGUGAAUGUCAAAAAUCCUGGGAUUUUGAAUUUGGUUUUUGCUGAUAAAUGACUAACAAUGUACUUUGGUUAAUAGAAUCCAACACUUAUAUUUUUGGUCUUUCUUUUCAAAAUUUGGAUUUUUGGUUUCUCCA
Molecule: messenger RNA, 958 nt
Organism: Vicia villosa (hairy vetch)
Lineage: Eukaryota; Viridiplantae; Streptophyta; Magnoliopsida; Fabales; Fabaceae
Exons: 3
Coding region: 203-643 (146 amino acids)
Biological process (GO): translation
Cellular component (GO): ribosome
Molecular function (GO): structural constituent of ribosome; small ribosomal subunit rRNA binding
Source: RefSeq, a predicted model, not a curated record